AUGCCCACUCCUUCCGUUCUUGUCAUUGGCGCCGGUGCCGGAGGAAUCGCGACGGCAGCUCGUCUCGCGCAGCAGGGAGCCAAGGUGAAGGUCAUUGAGAAGAAUGAUUUUGUUGGAGGCAGAUGCUCGACCAUCGAGGAAGAAGGAUUUCGCUUUGAUCAAGGCCCAUCCCUUGUUCUUAUGCCAGAAAUCUUUGUCGAAGCUUUCCAGGACCUUGGGACUUCUAUCAAGCAAGAAGGACUCGACAUGAUCAAGUGUGACCCAAACUACUGCAUCUGGUUUGCCGAUGAUGAUACCGUCCAAGUAUCUUCCAAUCUCUCUCAGCUCAAACACGAAGUUCAGCGCCACGAAGGACCCGAUAGCUUUCCCAGGCUAUGUGCAUUUUUAGCGGAGUCGGGAACCUACUAUGACUUGGCUCUGAAGUAUGUUCUACGUCGCAACUAUCUAUCGAUGGACUGGGCACUGCGAAUGCGACCGUGGGCGACUGUCUACGGCCGCGUCUCCAAAUAUUUCUAUUCCGAUAAAAUGCGCAGGGUAUGGACAUUUGCUUCGAUGUACAUGGGCAUGAGCCCCUAUGCAGCGCCCGGCACCUACUCUUUACUGCAGUACAUCGAGACGGUAGACGGCAUCUGGUAUCCGCGCGGAGGCUUCCAAGCGAUCCUCCAGUGCCUUGCAGAUGUUGGUCGAAGGUCUGGCGUUCAGUACCGGCUCAACAGCCCUGUUGAGUCAAUUCUUGUCUCGCAAGACCGCGGAAGGUCUGCCCGAGGGGUUCGUCUUUCUUCUGGCGAAGAGCUCUACGCAGAUAUUAUUGUGGCAAAUGCAGACCUUGUAUAUGUCUAUAACGAGCUUCUUCCUCCCUCAGAAGCAGCCCUCGCGCUCAAGCGCCGACCGGCCUCGUGCAGCAGUGUCUCAUUCUUCUGGGCUAUAGACCGCACCCUCCCACAGUUGAAAGCACACAAUAUCUUCCUAGCUGACAAGUAUCAAGAGAGUUUCGAUGCUAUUUUCAAAGACCACGAUUUCCCCAGCGAGCCCUCCUUUUAUGUCAAUGUCCCGAGUCGAGUCGACCCCACGGCUGCACCAGCGGGGAAUGAAGCAAUGGUUGUCUUAGUUCCGGUAGGCCAUUUAAACACUGGGUCAGCCUAUGAAGCAUGGUCUUGGGAGAAGAGAGUUCCAGCUAUUAGGGACUUUGUUCUGGAGACUCUCGCGGCAAGAGCAGGACUAGAAGACUUGAGGUCAUGCAUUCUCUCCGAGAAAUUCGAGACUCCGGCUACAUGGCAGUCCAAAUUUAACUUGGACCAGGGUGCAAUCCUCGGAUUGUCACAUAGCUUCCUCAAUGUUCUCAGCUUCCGCCCGAAAACCAAACAUCCCGAUAUCGAGAAUCUUUACUUCGUUGGUGCAAGUACGCAUCCGGGCACGGGGGUACCUAUCUGUUUGGCUGGUGGGAAGUUGGUGGCACAACAGAUCAUGGAAGACUACAACCAGGCAGACGAGGAAUAG
Molecule: messenger RNA, 1497 nt
Organism: Aspergillus steynii IBT 23096
Lineage: Eukaryota; Fungi; Ascomycota; Eurotiomycetes; Eurotiales; Aspergillaceae
Product: phytoene desaturase family protein
Exons: 5
Coding region: 1-1497 (498 amino acids)
Biological process (GO): carotenoid biosynthetic process
Molecular function (GO): oxidoreductase activity
Source: RefSeq, a predicted model, not a curated record